AAGCGUCUGCAUUGCAUUAAGCAUACUUACCUCACAUAAAAGAAUUACAACACAGUCGGUGUUUACCUUUACCUUCAGUAUGCGUAUGUACAUAUGUACAAACUUUUAUACGCAUUUAUAUUUUACGUUAGCACUGUUGGUUGGAAUGAAUGAAAGCAACAUUCAGUAUUAUAAGCAUAGUGCAGCUGCCCUAGUUGUUUGCUUAUCGCAAAGUGUUCGAAGAAAGCAACCUAAUCAAUUUGACUAUGUUUUCAAGGAAUCGCGACCGCUGCGACAACAGCUAAUACUUAAACAAAAUCAACACCGCCAAGCGAGCCAUACCAAGCAGCGCUUCCUCCAAUUGAAUUGCAAAUCGGUUGGCACAGUUUUGUGCGAUCGCUCGUUUCGGCAAGAGUGAUUAUUCUCAGCGCUUUUUCUCAUACGGUUCGAAGGCAAAAACAAAACCAAAGUCCAAUAAACAAAACACGACACUUUGUUUAUUUGCAAUUACAUAGAAAAUUUGCAUAAAACAGCUGAAAAUAAAUUUCUGUUGAAAUUUAUAUUUGAAAAUGUUAUUGCACGGUUCGAGGAAAGUGACCACCUGUGACACGGAGCCCGAGAGGGUUCAUGUACAAGUACAACAUAUCUCACAAUGGCUAAAGGAGAAUCCUAAUGUAAAUGCCAAUAGUGAAUAUGAGAAUUUAUUUUUCUUUCUAAGGAGCUGCAAGUAUGAUAUCGAGCGAACAAAGAAAAAAAUUAAAAAUUUCUACCAGAUGCGUGCGGAACGUGUCGAAUGGUUUGCUAACAGAGAUCCGUUUUUACCGGAAUUACAAGAGCUACUUGAGCUGGGCGUAUUUUUGCCCGUCGGUGGUGUGGAUUCAAAGAAUCGUAAGGUAGUGAUAAUACGAGCUGCCGCUCAUGAUCCGAAACUACAUUCCCAGAAUAAUGUUUUUAAGGUUAGCAAAAUGGUUUUAGAUUUGCUACUCAAAUACGAGCCAGACAAUUGUGGGCGUGGCAUUGUGGCCAUUUUCGACAUGGCCGGUGUACAGCUGGGGCAUGCGCUGCAAUUGAAUGCAAGAAUGAUAAAACAUUCCGUGGAAAGUUGGCAAGCCUAUCCAUGUCAACCGAAAUUGUUGGAGUUUAUCAAUGCGCCGACACAUGUCAAUAUCUUCUUGAACACCUUCAGAUUAUUUAUGUCACCGAAAAUGCGUUCUCGUGUUGUUGUACAAAAACGUUUAACUACAGUGGAGUGCGACGAACUACCAAAAGAUAUAGGCGGCAAAGGACCCAGCUACAAAGAGCUUGCUGUCAAAUGGAAGCAACUUGUAGAGGACAACAUUGACUUUUAUCAUGAAAAUGACAAGUACAAAAGUAAGCUGGUAACAUGAGGGUCUUGGCAGCCUAUUGGGAGGAACACCUAAGAAGUUGCGUCCAUUUCUUUUAUACUAAUUGCAUACAAGUAGAUUAUAAAAAUAUGUCAUAAGUUAGGAAUUUAGUUGAGGAAUAAAUUUAAAAAAAGAAGAGUGGGUGGGUUGAAGUGGGUGUGUUAGAAAGGGUCUUUCAAAAGAGCCUUAUUAAAAUAAAACAUAUAUGUACAAAUUUAAAUUCUUUUAGGUUUCACAAUUUUUGUUCAAAAUACGGAUCUUAACAAUUAUGUGUGAAAAAUUACAUAAUUUAAAUGACCACCACGAAUAUGUCUACAGGUAAAAUCUGCCAAACAGUUGAUUCUUGAAUGCCUGCCAUUGUUGAGAAUGUCGAGAGAUCGAUGUUGAAGCUAGUUCUUUUUAUAUUCUCGACAGAACCAGUUUUUGAAGUUUUUCAUUCAUACGAUUAUUUCCUCAAAAAAACAUCACGAGUUUUACUAAAAGUUGCUCUUAAAAAACUAUUCAUAAUAACAAAUAUCAAAGAUGGCAUAAAAAAAGGUACUGUCUGGGAUUAUUCACUACUGACAUGUGGCAUCACUUUUGAAAGACCCCUAAUAUUUCAGAUUAAUGUUUUGCUUUUUAUCAAUUUAUAUUACAUAUUAUGUGACCUUUAACAUCAUUUAUGGAAUAUGAUGUUCGUCAAGUGCCUGACUCUAGCCGUGUCGCGGAGGUGAGCUCUUUUAAACACACUUCUUUCCCAAUUUCCAAUCCUUCCGGCAUAGCGCUUACGUACUUAGACAUUCAGCAACAAUUUUUCAUGUUGACUCAAUUGACGAUCUGCCUUACUAUUACAAAUACAGUAUAUGUACAUAUAUUACCCAUUGUAUGGACAUUUUUAGAGGUAUUCGAUACACCACUAAAUGGAUUGCCUUUUUCAUACGCAACUGACACCAAAAAAGUCAAAUAAUUUUCUCCGCGUAUUUAACAUUAAAAAUCAAUAUAUACAAUAAUAAUUUCGAUUUUUCGGCCAUUAAUUUUUAUAAACUUACAGUUUUGCUUUAAUAAAGUUCGAAAGUUACACAGUAGCUUAUAUUCACUGAAUUCGGAAAAGAAGAUAGUAUCUCUCCACUUUCCCCACCCUAAUAAUUAACUUAUCGCAUCGCAAGCUGCAGAUUUGUACGUGCGCUAUAUAUGUAUGUAUGUUAAUGUAAUAAUACUUAUACAUCCGCCCUAAAUUGUAUUUAGUAAAUACUUCACCAAAAUAGAAAUUGUGAAUUAUUUUCCCUUGGUUGAUUAGACUCAUAUCAGUAUCGUUUAUUUUAAUUGGUCUCAUUUACAUAUUUAUGUAUAUGUAAAUACUAGGUAUACAUGUACACACAUUAGGGUAUAAAAAUUUAUAUAAUUUAUAUUUAUAUUAAUAUUAAUAUGUAUAAUAGCAUUUGCAUAUGUAUGUAUAUACAAUUUUAUGGGUAUAGUUGUAUACAUUUUGCGCGUGUUAUUAUAUUUUUUACUUUUUAUUUCCUUCAUGAGUAAAAACUUUUUUUUAAUUAUACACUCUGGAGAGUUGUCGGGUUCUAUUCAACCUGAUAGAAUUUAAGAAAAUUUUAGCUCAGUCGAAUUGUACAAUAUUACAGAUGGCAGAAAAAUAGGUGGAUUAUAGUAAAAUAUUAAAUAUAUAAAUAAAAGUUUUUGAUUUCUCCGUACGAAUCGAUGGAGAAGUUGGGUAAGAAAAUCAAUCUCUUUGAUAGAGUACCAUCACGUUUCUAUUUUUUUAUUGAGUUUAAGUGCCUACCCGGAACAAGGUCUGUUUUUUCGGAGUUGCCUUAGAGCUCCCGACAUUUGAUGGGUACAACCACAAAACAAGUUUAUAAAUACCAAAGAGAUUCAAAUCAAAGUGGGCUAAUAGAUAAACUCACAAGGAUAUAAAGGUUGUUCUUAAUGUUUUAGAUAUUUCAUUUUAAGUAACACAAAAGACUAGGCGAAUUUAUGUUAACCAGAACUACUUUUCGUAAGCUUUGGAAGCAAACAAAUCAAAUUAUGUUCAUGCUCAUUUGUUCUAAGGUUCGACAAAAUUCUUUCUAUUUAAAGAUCUUCAAGUUUUUAAUCGAAAUAAGGCGUUUUAUUUAAUUAUUAUAAAUUGUUAUUGUUAUUUUUAUUUAAAAGUUAUUUAUAACAAUUUCCAAAUCACGAACAAAUCUUAAAAAGAUCAUUUAAUUUCUGACUGAAGAAUAAAAGCCGUUUGUUUUCAUUGAAUCUAGAAAUACGAAUUUAGGCAGAUAACACCGGCUUACAAAUAAUUAACGAUUUCUCACUUAAGACCGCGGCCACUAAAUUCCUAAACCGAAUUGGUCGCUAAGUCUGAAAAUCUACAUAUUUUUUCAGGUCAUGUCGUUUUCGAGAGUGCGUUCUUAUUUUCAAUAAAUAGUCAGAAACAGGAAAGCGUUCCUUUACUUGAAAAUGAAAGCAGAAAUUAGAGAGUAACUGCGACUCUCUUCUGUCAGAAGUUACAAGAUUUAUUCAGAUAAAUUUUUAUUGGGAAAAUCUAGAAAAGCGUCAAACUCAAUUGACAGCUAAAAAGUGAAAAUACUCAAAAUUUGAAAGUCAACUGGAAAUGUAGCAGGCAAGGCAACGCAGUUUUGAACAUUAUAUCCGCUACAGGUGGUUACAUCAAGUGAUUCUAAUAACGAUGGCAUUUAUGAAAUCAAUAUGGAGCACUCUGAUAGCGAAGGUGAUGGUAUAUUAGAGCCACUAUUUCCAGAUAGGGAGAAUAGUAAUAGGAAAGAGCAACAUUACAAAUGCUGUUAAAACAACAGCAACAGCAACAUUAUUAUACCUACCUAUGCGGAGGUACAAUCCAAGAUGCACUUUUGCAUAUCGAAGGAAUUACACAAAAUUUGGAAGGAAAGCGAAUUCCAUAAGAGUCUACACCUUUUAAUGAAUGCGCCUUGAGCAAUAUAUAUUAUAUGAAGUGCGAUUUUAGUUACAAAUCCAAAAUUUUGUUUUGUCACGACUUUUAAUCAAUGAAAAUACAGAAGAAAUUUGUAUAUUGAACUGACCUUUGACCAACAUAAAAGUGAAGUAGCAAUAAACAAACAUUUUUUUAUAGUAGAUACAUGUAUAAAUAAAGCCAUUUGGUUGUUUUAUUAGUUUUGCGCCUCUUAGCACUGUAUAAUCGCGAAAUUCGGUAUUUAAUUUUCUAACUAAAAGGUAUGUUUUCCGUACAGUUGACGUGCUUGCCCACCUCAAUUUAUUUCUUUUAUUAAUUUUCAGAAAAUAAAAGCCUUUUUCCACGCACGCACACACACACAUGAUGAUUUUUGAACCAAAAUUUUUAAUCUCGCUGGCGAAAUAGAUGGUUGGUUAAAUCCAAUAGAUGGUUGGUUAAUCCAACUAGCGCUUCCGCACCAUUUUGUUGCCACAUCCGGCGAAAUAGAACCUAUUUGAAAAAUAUCUCAAGUCAUUAGACUUAGCAUAAAAUCUAAAAUUGCUUUGUUCGCAUUAGACUUAGCAUAAAAUCUGAAAUUGCUUUGUUCGCUAUAAUUUUUGCAAUUUAAAACAACGCACUGAAUUUUCAAUUUUGCAUAUAAAUUCACAAAUACAAAAUAAAGCUUAAAACUAGCAGUAGGUGGAUCAAGCUGAUGUUGUUACCUUGUGUUUUUUCACCCUUGUAUUUUUUCCAUAUCAUAAACGCAUAAAAGAGCUAUAGCAGCUCUUUGUUGCCAACUUUUAGACAAGUAAAAAAAUUAUCCAUCACAUAGUUUUAUAUAGGCUUCCACAGCAUUCUCAUGCAUUCAUAAAUAUUCACUUUGUUACUCUCCAAUAUUCGUAUUGGGACGAGAAACACGAAUCACAUCUGCGAUACUUUUAUAGUUUACGCGCCAGAUUAGAUCAGUUUGAGGAUUGCUAUGUAACAACCCACAUAUCCACAUACAUAUGUACAUAUACGUAUACAUACAUAUAUUUUAUGAAAUUCCUAAAAUUUGUUUUAUUGAACCUAUGAAAGCCACCAAAAUUAACCGAUAUGAAAAAAUACCGUCAUAGGUAUACAUA
This is a messenger RNA of Anastrepha ludens (Mexican fruit fly), 5393 nucleotides long. It is a transcript of the gene pinta, whose product is annotated as retinol-binding protein pinta. Gene Ontology annotation, molecular function: phosphatidylinositol bisphosphate binding. The coding region runs from base 549 to 1367 and encodes 272 amino acids. Gene Ontology annotation, cellular component: membrane. The record is from RefSeq and is a predicted model, not a curated record. Lineage: Eukaryota; Metazoa; Arthropoda; Insecta; Diptera; Tephritidae. The transcript has 5 exons.